AGCCAUGUACCUGCUCGUGCGGCCUCCUUCGGUAACCAUAUCACUAGCACUGCAAGAAGAUUUACAGUUGCACUGCAUUGUUGUCGGACAGCCAAGUCCAAAAAGAAUAUGGACAAAGAAUGGGAAAGCUGUAACAGAGGAGUCCCACAUAAAAAUUAAUGAUGAGUAUUCACUGUUUGUUAGUUCAGUACAAAGAAUGGACUCUGGGAACUACACAUGCUCAGCCGAAAACAUGUUUGGGAAGGAUGAAAUAACAUACUCGUUCCUUCAUCACCAGUGGCAUUACAUGUUUCAUUGACAACUGUUUCGAGUAUAACACUGCGGUGGCAGUCACCUUCUGCACAUGUGAACCUUAUCCAAGGUUAUUUCUUGUAUUUCAAGCGAGAAUUCGGUGAAUGGGAGAAAGUGAGGAUUCUGUCUAACUACUCAAGUUACACUCUCAACAAUCUGCAGUGUGGCACCAAGUACCACUUUUACAUGCAGGCCUUCAAUCAAUUGGGUCAGAGCACACCUACAUUAACAGUCACAACUCGCACACAAGGCUCAGUAAUUGCCCUCUGAAACUCAGCGAAAUUGUUCUUUUGCUGUGCAACAGAACGUCCGGAAGUUG
Molecule: messenger RNA, 610 nt
Organism: Schistocerca serialis cubense
Lineage: Eukaryota; Metazoa; Arthropoda; Insecta; Orthoptera; Acrididae
Product: lachesin-like
Exons: 5
Coding region: 5-298 (97 amino acids)
Biological process (GO): dendrite self-avoidance; axon guidance; homophilic cell-cell adhesion
Cellular component (GO): plasma membrane; axon
Molecular function (GO): cell-cell adhesion mediator activity
Source: RefSeq, a predicted model, not a curated record